AUGAUAAUUCUUUUGAUUUUUAUUAUUCAAAUAUAUGGAAGAAUUUUGUAAUAAAAAGGAGUUCCUCAAAAAAAAGGAGAGAAAUGGAAUUAAUCUGAUUAAGCACUUGAAUAAAUUUUUGAUUAGAUAUCUAAUAAUUUAACAUAAAUUUAAAAGGAUGAUUUGUAAUUAAUAGAAGAGUAUAUAUUUUAAGAAGGAUUAUUGUAUUAUGCUUAAGCAAAUUAAGAUGAAAAAUAAAAGAUUUUUUUAACUUUGAUUGAGAUGAUUGGGGAACUUAAAAAAGAGAAUGAAUAAGAAACAAUUAGGCUUGAAAAAAAUAUAUAAUAUUUUAGUUAAUUAAACACAACAGAUAAAGAUAUUGUAAUGACAAAGAUUUCUCAAAGUUUAGAUAAAACUAUAAAAGAUUCAUCAAAAGAGUUUAAUAGUAAAGUGGUUUUAUAGACAAUUAAAAAGGAGAUUGAAAAUUUUCAAAGUAAACCUGAUAGAGGAGGAAUUACAACAUGGAACAUCAGGGAAUAUAAAAUGAUUUAGGAGAAAAAUGAAUAGGAAAUGAGGGAAAUAGAAUAUUAGAUAUAAGAAUUUCUAGAUUAGGGUUUUUCAGAAUAGAAAAUUCGAGAAAAGAUCACAGAAUUUAUAGAUAGUUUUUUCGGUAAUUCAAAAACUUUAGAAUAAAAUAAUAAAAGUAUAGAUGAAGUAAUUUAAGAUGUGAAGAAAUAGGAAGAAGUAAGUAAUGAAAAUAAUUAAAUAAAAUAAUAUAGAUAAAAAGUAAGAGAAAUAAUAAGGGAAAAAUUAGAAUAGGGAAAAACAGAGGAGGAAAUUUAGAAGGAAGUUGAUGAUUAUUUAAAGUAGAAUAGUGUUAAUGAUUUAAGUGAUGAAGAGAGAAAUAUAAUAAAAUUAAUUAUAAAAAAAGAGAUAAUGCGAAAUCAAAGAUAAUAAAGUACUAUUAAUGAUGAUAAAAGUAAUAAUAAAGUUUAAGAAAAUGUAUAUUAUAUAUGCCUUGGAAUAUUUACAAUAGUUCUAUUGAUUUUCAUAGUAAUAUUUAUAAUUAGAAGAGAUAAAAUUAAAAAUAAUCAAAGGAAAUAAAUUGGAUUCAAAAUUUAAGAUAAUAGUUAAGAUGUUGAACAAAUGGAUUGA
Paramecium sonneborni is the source of this 1134-nucleotide messenger RNA. Lineage: Eukaryota; Ciliophora; Oligohymenophorea; Peniculida; Parameciidae. The record is from the annotation of a GenBank genome assembly.